Molecule: messenger RNA, 3540 nt
Organism: Lagopus leucura (white-tailed ptarmigan)
Lineage: Eukaryota; Metazoa; Chordata; Aves; Galliformes; Phasianidae
Product: PHD finger protein 7-like
Exons: 10
Cellular component (GO): nucleus
Source: RefSeq, a predicted model, not a curated record
GGGUGGAGGACCUGAGGAUAAUUGGUCUGACUUUGAAAGACAGAUGUAAAGAACCUCAACCUUUUCCUUAUCCACAGUGGUCAUGUUCCCCUGAAGAUUCUCCUUAGCCCUCCUCUUCUUGUUAACAUAUUUGUGAGAAGGUUUUGUUCGUUCUCUUUUCCUACAGUGGCCAGGUUGAGUUCAUGUUGGGUUUUCGUGUUUCUGAUUUUCUCCCUGCAUGGUCCUGACCACUUCUAUGUGCUCGCCCUGAGUUGCCAGUCCCUUCUUCUACAGGAAGCAAACUCUUCUUCUCGCCUGGAGCCUCAGCAAAAGUUCCCUGUCCUUCUCUGUCGGCUCAUUUUACAGCAUAGAGGGACAGCCUGCUCUUGUGCCCCUAAGACUGUGGAAUACAAGAAAACCUGUUCCGAGCAGCAGCUGUGGAGCAAGAUAAACAGCAUGAGAACCAAGGACACCUCUAGAAGAAGAAAGAACGUCUCACGGCUCUGACUGGAUAAGUGCCUGCAGGAACGGUUGAAGAGUGCUUUGUAGAAUGCUCUGUCAAUGUGGAGGGGUGGAUGGGAAAGCUAGAAGAAGAAAACCUGUAGGUUUGCCAAGGUAUGUAAGUGAUGUGAGAACUUGUAAUAAACGACUUGGACCAUUCACAUCUGAGUGCGUGCAUCAGAUGCUGCAUAAGACUUCCUUCUCGAGGAGCGACCAGCCUCCCUGGACCGCCUCGCUCUUCAGGGCUGAAUCCCAAGGGACCCUCCCUACCAGUAUCCUGAGUAAUUCAAAGCCUGCUCUCCAGAAGCCCAGGGCAGCACUUUUGCUGCCCCCCCCCCUCCUGACUUCACCAAGAAAAGAAAACUCUACCAUCUGGUGGUCACUCCGCCCUAGACAGCUCCCGACCUCCACAUCUCACACCAGUCCUCCGCUGUCUGUCAACAGCAGCUCUAGCGGGGCACCUUCCUGGUGGGCUCUCUUACCAGCUGCGUCAGGAGGCACACAUCUUCCACGCACUCUAGAAACCUCCUAGACUGCUGCUUCGGCACUGUACUGUAUCUCCAGCACGUAUCAGGGAAGUUGAAGUCCCCCAUGAGAACAAAGGCUGGCGAUUGCACGAUUUCUGCCAGCUGCUCGUCGAACACCUCACCUGUUUCUCCAUUCUGGUUAGGCGGUCUGCAGGAGCCCCCCACCAGGAUGGCAACAGUGUUGGCCCCCCCCGAUCUUUACACACAGGGACUCAACCUGAUCAUUCCCAGCCCCAAGCUCAACAACACUGAAACACUCUCUAACUUUGAGAGCCAUGCCACAACCCCUCCUUCCUUGCCUAUCCCCUCCAAAGAGCUUAUAGCCCUCCCUUGUAGCAAAACACACGUGGGAGUGAUGGCAUAAGUCAUAGUUUGCCUGCUGCACAAUGGCUUCCAGCUCCUCCUGCUUCUAGCACUUGCUGUGUGCGUUGCCGCAGAUGCACUUCAGCCGAGACAUUGCUGACACCCACAGCUCCUGCGUUCUUCCUCUUCAUACCCAAUUUCAAGCUCUCAAGCUAGCAUAACGUACUCUCAGCACCGGUGAUGACAUGCCCACAGUAGUGUGUUCAGUUCUGGGCUUCCAACUACAAGAGAGACAUGGAGGCCCUGCGGUGUGUCAGGGCAACGGGGCAGGAAGGGGUCUGGAGCAAAGGUGCCAUGAGGAGCGGCGGAGUGAACUGGGGUUGCUCAGUGGAGAGGAGGCUCAGGGGAGGCCUCACCACUCCGUACAACUCUCUGGAAGGAGGCUGUAGAGAGGGGGGGGUCAGCCUCUUCUUCCAGGUAACAGCGAUGGGACGAGGGGGAACGGCCUCCAGUUGCACCGGGGGAUCCCCGUUGGACCUUAGGAAGAACAUCUUUGCUGAAAGAGCGGUCGGGCACUGGCACAGCUGCCCGGGGAGCUGGGGGAGUCAGCGUCCGCGGAGGCGUCCCAGAACCGUGGGGAUGUGGCACUGAGGGACGUGGGCAGGUGGGGGGUGGGACUUGGUCAUCGUAGAGCUCUUGGCCAACCGUAGGGAUUCUGUGAUCCUGUGGAUCGAGUCAUUUAUUGUAACGAGAGGUGAUGAGCAGCAAACAGCCAAAAAGUCAUGGAAACACGCAAACACUUGACUGGGAUACUGAUGGAGCCACAGGCCCGGCAGCACUCAGGUGGGGCCGGGAGGGUGGACGUGUCGCCCAGUGCCGUCAGCAGCACCAACACGCCGGGCUCCAGCGGGGCUGCGUCCGGCACCGGGCCCCUCGCCCUGCGCUGGCUGCAAGAGCCGCCGCCCUCCUGCCUGGGUGCCCUCAGCCCCUGUGAGGUGUGAUGGCAUCACAGAGGGUGGCACGGAACGGCCAUUGUGACACGCGGGGUGCGGAACAGAGCUGAGGCUGCGGGGCUCAGGCCGAGCUCAGUGCGACCUGGUGAGGUUGACACGCGGAGGACGAAGCCCAGAACUGCUGGGACAGAGACUCUGCAAGUGGUUGCUGUCACCGCGCAUGGUGUGCGCAGGGACACAGGAGGCCGCCGGCUCGAUGGAGCCAGCAUGCGUGCUGUGUGGCCGAGUGGAUGAGCAUUCGAGCAUCCUUGGGCACAAAGUACAGAUCGGUGGAUUCUAUUUCCAUACUUUCUGUGCGCUAUUUGCCAAUGGUCUUUAUCAACGUGUGGAAGGCAGUAUAAAGACAGGUUUUCGCACAGAAGAUCUGGUACGCACCAUGAAGCAGGCAGAGCAGACGCUCUGCUUCGUUUGUGGCAAUCUGGGGGCCAGCAUCACCUGCGCAGAUCCGGGCUGUGACCGCAGCUUCCAUCUCCCCUGCGCCUCGGAGGGUGAAUGCGUCACCAAGCACACUGCAGAGUUCAGGGCCUUCUGCUGGGAGCACCGCCCACACCAGGCAGUGGAGGCAGCACCUGUGCAGGACACGACCUGCAUCGUCUGCAUGGAGCCCGUGGGUGACAGCAGGUCAUACAGCACCAUGGUGUGCCCAGCCUGCCGACACGCCUGGUUCCACCGGGCCUGCAUCCAGGAACAGGCUCUGCGCGCAGGGAUUUUUUGCUUCCAGUGCCCCCUCUGCAGAGACCGGGUCAAGUUUAUUAAAGACAUGGUCUUUAUGGGGAUCCGAAUCCCAUUCAGAAGACCAACAUGGGAGGACGACAACACCUACGCAUCUCUACUGGAGAGGCACAGGAGAUGCGAUGCCAGCGACUGCCGUUACCCACGCGGCAGGGAGCGGGCAGAGGGAGAGGGGCCCUGGCAGCUGCUCCUCUGCAGCUCCUGUGCUGCGCAAGGCACUCAUCGGCGCUGCUCCAACUUGAGUCAGAGCACAGCCAGCUGGGAGUGCAACGCCUGUGCCGGAGAGGGCAUCGCCUCCAGCAGCAACUCAGAUCUUGCUGAAUACAGCACCGUCAGCCAGCAGGAAAUGGAGCCAUCCCAAGGCUCUGCGACACCAGAGAGGAGCAGCUCCAGCACCACCAGCCAGGCGCCAUUGGGGCCAGCUGACUGUUCCCGCGUGCCUGAGAGCGGCGGCCUGUCCAGGCAGCGCAGGACAGACUGGAGGA